ACGAUUCAGGUGAUUGAUGUGUCAAUUGUAUAUAGCCGAGUGAACUUUUGUUUAGCAAAAAAAAAAUUUUAUUCUGGGCGUUCUGAAAACAAAAAAAGAAUAAUCAAAUCAUCAUCAAAUCAUCAUCAUCGUAAAAAACAUUCCAAAUCAAAACGACAAUUAAUCUGUUAACUUGAAGUUUAUCGAAGUUUAUUGAAAUCCGAAACGAAAAAAUGACUGAUGCAAAAUAUUUUGCCAACACCAAAAAAGGUGAAAUAUUCGAAUUGAAAAGUGAAUUGAAUAGUGAUAAAAAAGAAAAACGAAGAGAAGCUGUUAAAAAAGUUAUUGCAUCAAUGACUGUUGGUAAAGAUGUAUCGGCUUUAUUUCCUGAUGUUGUUAAUUGUAUGCAAACUGAUAAUUUGGAAUUGAAAAAAUUGGUCUAUCUUUAUUUGAUGAAUUAUGCUAAAAGUCAACCUGAUCUAGCCAUUAUGGCUGUUAAUACAUUUGUACGAGAUUGUGAAGAUCCAAAUCCAUUGAUUCGUGCAUUGGCUGUACGUACUAUGGGCUGUAUUCGUGUGGAUAAAAUUACUGAAUAUCUUUGUGAACCACUUCGAAAAUGUUUACGUGAUGAAGAUCCUUAUGUAAGAAAAACAGCUGCAGUAUGUGUUGCUAAAUUACAUGAUAUUAAUGCACAAAUGGUUGAAGAACAAGGAUUUCUUGAUCUACUUAAAGAUUUACUGUCGGAUUCAAAUCCAAUGGUUGUUGCUAAUGCAGUGGCUGCAUUAUCCGAAAUAAAUGAAGCAUCAAGUUCGGGAAAAUCAUUAGUCGAUUUGAAUAUGCAAACAAUUAAUAAAUUAUUGACAGCAUUGAAUGAAUGUAAUGAAUGGGGACAGGUAUUCAUAUUGGAUGCAUUGGCUAAUUAUACACCGGCCGAUGAUCGUGAAGCACAAAGUAUUUGUGAACGUGUUACACCACGUUUAGCACAUGCAAAUGCAGCCGUUGUUUUAAGUGCUGUAAAAGUUUUAAUGAAAUUUCUUGAAAUGAUUGCACAGGAUUCUGAUUUUGUUGGUACAUUGACAAAAAAAUUAGCACCACCAUUGGUUACCUUGUUAUCAAGUGAACCUGAAGUUCAAUAUGUAGCAUUACGUAAUAUAAAUUUAAUCGUACAAAAACGACCAGAUAUUCUUAAACAUGAAAUGAAAGUAUUUUUUGUCAAAUAUAAUGAUCCUAUUUAUGUUAAAUUGGAAAAAUUAGAUAUUAUGAUACGAUUAGCAUCACAGGCUAAUAUUAAUCAAGUACUUGCCGAAUUAAAAGAAUAUGCAACCGAAGUUGAUGUGGAUUUUGUACGAAAAGCAGUUCGUGCUAUUGGUCGUUGUGCAAUUAAAGUUGAACAAUCAGCUGAACGUUGUGUAGCAACAUUAUUGGAAUUGAUACAGACCAAAGUAAAUUAUGUUGUACAAGAAGCUAUUGUUGUUAUUAAAGAUAUUUUCCGAAAAUAUCCUAAUAAAUAUGAAAGCAUUAUUUCAACUUUGUGUGAAAAUUUAGAUACAUUGGACGAACCAGAAGCACGUGCAUCAAUGAUUUGGAUUAUUGGUGAAUAUGCUGAACGUAUUGAUAAUGCAGAUGAAUUAUUGGAAACAUUUUUGGAAGGUUUUCAUGAUGAAAAUACACAAGUUCAAUUACAACUUUUAACAGCUAUAGUAAAAUUAUUUCUUAAACGACCAACCGAAACACAAGAAUUAGUACAACAAGUAUUAAGUUUGGCUACACAGGAUAGUGAUAAUCCUGAUCUUCGUGAUCGUGGUUUUAUUUAUUGGCGUUUAUUAUCAACAGAUCCUGCUGCUGCUAAAGAAGUAGUUUUGGCUGAAAAACCAUUAAUUUCUGAAGAAACUGAUCUAUUGGAACCAACAUUAUUGGAUGAAUUAAUCUGUCAUAUUGGUAGUUUGGCAUCAGUUUAUCAUAAACCACCAUCAUCAUUUGUUGAAGGUCGUAGUGGUUAUCAACGUAAAACAUUAAUGAGUCGUAAUGGUUCGGGUGAUGAUAAUACCAAUGCUGGUGAACAACAACAAGCACAACCAACUGUUAUUCCAGCUGCUGAUAGUUUAAUUGGUGAUCUUCUUAGUUUGGAUAUUAAUGCAUCUGGUUCGACAAAUGUUUAUCCAUCGGCAACUACUGCCGGUGGUAGUAAUCUUGAUUUUCUUGGUAAUGGUUUGGAUACAUUGCUUGGUGGCGGUGUUAGUUCAGAUCAACCAUCAACUACAGGUGCAGCAUCUUCAUCAACUGCUGGAUUAUCGACCACCGGUCUAUUGGGCGAUAUUUUUGGUCUGGCAACUUCCGAAACAUUUUAUUCACCACCAAAACAAGUUUGGUUGCCAGCAGUUCGUGGUAAAGGAUUAGAAAUUGAAGGAACAUUUUCCAGACGUAAUGGUCAAAUCUAUAUGGAUAUGACAUUUCAUAAUAAAGCAAUGCAAGCAAUGGGUGGAUUUGCUAUACAAUUUAAUAAGAAUAGUUUUGGUUUAACACCGGCACAACCAUUACAGGUACCAACACCAUUACAACCAAAUACAAAUGCUGAUGUUAGUCUGCAAUUGAAUACAACUGGACAAGUACAAAAAAUGGAUCCAUUAACAAGUUUACAGGUUGCCGUUAAAAAUCAUGUUGAUGUUUUUUAUUUUAGCUGUAUAAUACCGAUCAAUGUAUUUUGCAGUGAAGAUGGUGCUAUGGAUAAACGUGUAUUUCUUUCAACAUGGAAAGAUAUACCAGCACAAAAUGAAGUACAAUUUAAUAUUGAAAAUGUUACAAUGACUGUUGAACAAAUAUCACAAAAAUUACAAUCAAAUAAUAUUUUCACUAUUGCCCGACGUAAUGUUGAAGGUCAAGAUAUGCUUUAUCAAUCAAUGAAAUUUACAAAUAAUAUUUGGGUAUUGGCCGAAUUAAAAAUCCAACCGGGUAAUACACAAUUUGUUCUUUCAUUAAAAGCACGUGUAACCGAUGUAGCAACACCUGUACAUCAAAUUUAUGAUGCUAUUCUUCAUAAUAAUUGAAUUAAAAUUGAAGCAAACUUGGAAUUUCUUUGGAUGAAAAUUGUCAUUUCUGCAUUCCUCUUGUGUGUGUGUUUUUUUGUCGUUAGCAAAUCAUUCAUUUCUUAUAACAAACAAUUAUUGUAAUUUG
Messenger RNA from Dermatophagoides pteronyssinus (European house dust mite), 3150 nucleotides. It is a transcript of the gene AP-1-2beta, whose product is annotated as adaptor protein complex 1/2, beta subunit. The record is from RefSeq and is a predicted model, not a curated record. Gene Ontology annotation, molecular function: clathrin binding. Gene Ontology annotation, cellular component: clathrin adaptor complex; membrane coat. NCBI's taxonomy places the organism in Eukaryota, Metazoa, Arthropoda, Arachnida, Sarcoptiformes, Pyroglyphidae. Gene Ontology annotation, biological process: intracellular protein transport; vesicle-mediated transport.